Messenger RNA from Xenopus laevis (African clawed frog), 1126 nucleotides. RefSeq lists its product as uncharacterized. The transcript is spliced from 6 exons. Bases 1 to 978 code for a protein of 325 amino acids. NCBI's taxonomy places the organism in Eukaryota, Metazoa, Chordata, Amphibia, Anura, Pipidae. The record is from RefSeq and is a predicted model, not a curated record.
AUGUGUGUUCUCAAUGUACUGAACCAAAUAGAAUCACACACCCUCAGUGACUGCAGUUUUACUGACUAUUGUACUCUCUCUACAGCUCUUUCUCCAGAUGAAAUUCCUGAUAUACCAAUCCCACUGCUCAAAAUUCUCAUUGGAAUAAGUAUUGUCUUGAGUGUGACAGGAUUUGUGUCCCUAAUCUAUGGUGCCAGGAAAGAGAUUAACAUGCAGAAAAAAAGGGACGAACUGCAGGAGAAGCUAAAGAACACAAAACUUUUCUAUUCAGAUUUUGGUCCAGAUAAACCUGGCUACAAAUUUAUCAUGGAGUCUCCUGGCGAGAAACAUACCUUCAUCUUUCUGCCUGGAGUGACUGAUUUACCUAAAAAUGUGGUUACUGAAAUAAUAGCAGAAGCAAUUAAGGCUCAGGAAGGGAUAUCUAAAACAGAUAACAAAGAAAAUAAUCCCAAUCCUGUGAUAAUUGAAGAACCACAGGAGGAGAUAACUGAGCCACAGGUUAUUGAGCCACAGGUUAUUGAGCCAACUGAGGAGCUUCAAGAAGUUGUAGUUGAAACCAAAGAAGAAAAGAAAAAGAAAUGGCGACGUUUCCCUUUUUCAAAGGGAAAAGGAAAAAAAGCUUUGGAUAUUGAAGCGUCUCAGAAGAACACUAAUGAGCCACAGAUUAUCAUGCCAACAGAGGAGCUUCAAGAAAUUGUAGUUGACACCAAGGAAAAAAAGAAAAAGAAACGGCGACUUUCCCUUUUUUCAAAGGGAAAAGGAAAAAAAGCUGUGAAUAAGGAGAAGAUUAAUGAUCCAGAAGAGGAGCUUCAAGAGAAGCCAGAGCAAGAAACCAAAGUAAAAGAAAACAAUGCUGAAAUAGAUUUAGAGAAAGGAAAGGAAGAAGUCGCGGUUGAAACCAAAAAAGAAAAGAAAAAGAAAUGGCGAUUUUGGUAUAAGAAGAACAAAAAGGAAAUGGAUGUUACUGAUCUUCCUUAAACAAUAGUUAAGAAGUUAAGGCACGUGGGACAUUCACCAACUUUUAUGCUGCUACUUGUACCUUUCAUCAAGAAGCCACUACCUACCUCAGAUCGUUUCCUAUUUAUUUGAAUGGGAAGCGGGGUCAUCAGUCACCUAUGUAGGGGAC